This is a messenger RNA of Bipolaris zeicola 26-R-13, 2217 nucleotides long. Its product is annotated as glycoside hydrolase family 15 protein. Gene Ontology annotation, biological process: carbohydrate metabolic process. The record is from RefSeq and is a predicted model, not a curated record. The transcript has 3 exons. Gene Ontology annotation, molecular function: hydrolase activity, hydrolyzing O-glycosyl compounds. NCBI's taxonomy places the organism in Eukaryota, Fungi, Ascomycota, Dothideomycetes, Pleosporales, Pleosporaceae. The coding region runs from base 1 to 2217 and encodes 738 amino acids.
AUGUCAAAACCUAACGUUGAUAUAAACGACCCCAGUUCCCCUGGCGGAAAACUUCUCCAAGAUAUCAUUGAUACACAUACAUCUCAUGCACCUUUCCCUGUAGAAAGAAACAGCGGCACAGAAUUAUAUCGAAAACUCAGCGACAAAGAAGACAAAAUGCAAGAUGCAGCGUCGCAGGGUCAUAGACCAGGCCUACAGCGGUCAAGUUCGAGACGUACAGCAAACGGAUACAUGCCCAUCGAAGAUUAUGGGUUGAUCGGGAACAUGCGGACCUGUGCAAUGGUUGCCAUGGAUGGCGGACUUGAUUACAUGUGUUGGCCGCAUUUUGACUCGCCAUCCGUCUUCUGCCGUAUUCUUGACAAAGAAAAGGGUGGCCACUUCACUAUAGGCCCAACGAACGACGGCUUCUGCACUACGAAACAACAGUAUCUUCCCGCGAGCAACAUUCUCCAGACACGCUACUUGAAGGAAGAGGGCGUCAUGAAUGUUGUGGAUUUUUUCCCAAGGCCAAAUGACAAGAACUGGGAUUCCCAGUUUCAUGCUAAUGUCAUCGCGAGUGAGCACAAUGGCAAUGUGCCCGAGCGUCCCGAUUUGAAGAAGUGGCUUGUUAGGCGAGUGGAAUGCAUGCGAGGCACCGUCGAGGUGAGUGUACAGGUGUUUCCUGCAUUCAACUAUGCUCGAGACAAGCACACUACCGAGAUCGCCGACCUAGGCAAGACUCCACAAGGACAGGGCCUACAGCGCGUGAUCUUCAAGUCUAAAGACCUAUCUCUGGAAUUAAAUGUGACCAUCGACUGUGGUGGUGAGCCAGAAUCGUCAUGUCCAAGAAUUGCUUUUGAGAAGACGCCCGAACCCCAGAAUUUGGGGGAUGGGGUCACGGCUACUUUUACAUUGACCGAGGGGCAGGCAGUGUCCUUCAUUCUGCGCGAUGCAGAAGAUCAGAGCCCAGACAUAAUUGAAACCAGCCAAGUUGUUGCGUUGCAACAGAGCACUCAUAAGUAUUGGGCUAGAUGGAUCCAGCAAAGCAAGUAUGCGGGUAGAUGGGAAGAAAUUGUUACGAGGAGCCUGCUUCUCUUGAAGAUGUUGACAUUUGAGCCGAGUGGAGCAAUCGUUGCUGCGCCGACGUUCUCUUUGCCAGAAGACUUUGGGGGGUCACGCAAUUGGGACUAUCGCUACUCAUGGGUACGAGAUGCGUCUUUUACGAUAUACAUCUUUCUCCGAAUGGGUUUUAGCCAUGAAGCCGAAGCCUACGUCAGUUACAUCUUCCAGCGUGUCAAGGAGACUAAAGCACGCCACGGAGCACUUCCAAUCAUGUUUAGUAUCCAUGGUGCAAGUGACUUACCUGAGAUUGAGCUUCCGCACUUGGAAGGCUACAGAGCGAGUCAACCUGUUCGUAUUGGGAAUGGAGCGGCCUCCCAUAUACAACUUGACAUCUAUGGUGAACUGAUGGAUGGAAUCUAUCUCGUAAAUAGAUUCGGACGCCCAGUUUCGUAUGAUCAGUGGCUUUCAGUUCGGGAGAUCGCGGAUUACGUCUGCACCAUCUGGAAGGAGCCAGACAUGUCAAUCUGGGAGGUUCGUGGCAUGAAGCAGAACUUUGUUUAUAGCAAGAUGAUGUUGUGGGUAGCGCUUGACCGAGCGUUGCGCCUUGCAGACAAGAGGAGCUUCCCGUGCCCACACCGGGCAGAGUGGUACCGAGUACGUGACGAGAUUUAUGAAGAGGUCAUGGAAAAGGGAUACAACUCCCAGUUGGAGUGCUUCAUCCAGAGCUACGAGUCGAACGAAGUUCUGGAUUCGGCUGUGCUAAUAGCGCCUCUGGUCUUUUUCAUAGCGCCAACGGACCCUCGCUUCCUGAAGACGCUUGACCGGAUACUAAAACCUCCUGAGAAGGGGGGCUUGACUAGCACCGGCCUGGUAUUCAGGUACAACCACGCGCUUAGUGAUGACGGUGUAGGUGGGCAGGAAGGCAGUUUUUCCAUGUGCACUUUCUGGUUGGUCGAAGCACUUACACGAGCUGGGGCAUACGACGAGAAGUAUCUUUUGCAGGCUGUGACGAUGUUUGAGAGCAUGCUGAGUUUUGGAAAUCAUUUGCAUAUCUUCUCCGAGGAGAUUGCGCGGUCAGGGGAGCAGUUGGGCAACACUCCACAAGCUUUUAGCCACUUGGCCUUGAUAUCUGCAGCAUUUAACUUGAACAAGACGUUGAGCAGCCGACACCGGUAG